CGCCGCGCCGGGACGCUCGAGUCUCCCGCCGUCCCGUCCGGUCCCGUCCCGUCCUCCGCCCGGACGCCGCCGCCAUGGCCGGCCGGCCCCGAAGCCCUCCCCGGUACCAGAGCCGCCGCGACCGCGGCGCCAGCCCGCUGCCUUCCGGGAGAUGGAGCCUUGGACGGAAGCGCAGGGCCGACGGGAGGCGCUCGAGGCCCGAAGACGCCGAGGAUGGCGAGCUCCCGGCCGCCGACCACAGGCCCGAGAGCUUUACCACUCCUGAAGGCCCUAAGCCCCGUUCUAGAUGUUCAGACUGGGCAGGUGCAGUCGAAGAAGAUGAAAUGAGGACCAGAGUUAACAAAGAAAUUGCAAGAUACAAAAGGAAACUCCUCGUCAAUGACUUUGGAAGAGAGAGAAAAUCGUCAUCAGGAAGCUCUGACUCAAAGGAGUCCGCAUCUGCUGUGCCUGCCGACGUGGAGACGGACGAGUGCGUCUUGAUGCGGCGACAGAAGCAGAUCAACUAUGGGAAGAACACUAUCGCCUACGACCGCUAUGUCAAAGAGGUGCCCAGACACCUUCGACAACCUGGAGUUCAUCCCAAGACCCCCAACAAGUUUAAGAAGUAUUCCCGGCGGUCUUGGGACCAGCAGAUUAAACUCUGGAAGGUGGCUCUGCAUUUUUGGGACCCUCCAGCUGAAGAAGGAUGUGAUUUGCAAGACAUACACCCUGUAGACCUUGGAGAGAUGGAGACAGAAUCCAUAGAAAGCAGCUCUGAAUCCCAAACAAGCUCACAGGAAAACUUUGUAAGUAGUUUUCUUUGGAUGUGUACUCCGGCACACCCACCAAAGUUAGACAUCUGGACUGCCCAGUGGAGGAUGAAUUUGAUUUGGAAGCUUGUUUAAUGGAACCCUUGAAAGACUUGUCAGCCAGGAGCUAACUGCCAUCUGGCAGCAACCACAUGAGCAUUUCCUCCCCCUGGCCAGGUCAAGGCUGGAGUAGCAUGUGCUGUGCAUUUGUACUUGAUGGCCUGUUAAUAGUUUAUCUCAUGAUCACUUGUUAUAUUUGCCUUAUUUUCUUAAGCAAUGUUCAUUUUAUUUAUAGUGUGUUAUGCAUGUUUUAAGUUGUAAAUGGAGUUAAAGCAAGGAACAUUGAACCAGGAAGCAAUAUUGCAACAAACUUAACUGCUGAUGUCCAAGUCAGACUGCCAAGUGUACUUCAGCUGGUUUCCUUAAUGUUUCAGACUUUCUGUUGCCACUUGUUUGAUGGGUUGGUUGUCAACCAUAUAUUCAUGGGAACAGUCUGGAGUCAGAUUCUUUUAUGUAUGUAUCUGACAAAAGAAUUCAGAGUCAGACUGUUACAGUGAUUUUGAAAACUUUCUAGCCUUUUAUCAAUAUGUCAAAGUAGGAUGUCCCCCUCCCCCCAUACAGAGCUCUGAAAAAAAGUCAGUUAAACUGAGUUGUUAAAUUAGUGGGUUUUAUGUUAGCUAUGCAGUCUUAAUUUGGAACUUGUAAAUAAUGCAAGAUCUUAAUACUCAAGAGUUAAGGCACAAAUUUAGAACAUAUUUCUUAAGACCAGUUAAUUUACCAUGUAAAAUUGCUGUAAAUGAUAAUGUGUACAGAUUUUCUGUUGAGGUAUUCAAUUGUAAACUUGUCAAGACUUGCAUUUCUAUUGCUUUUGUAUGGAAUGAUGUUGCAAAAAUAAAAAGCCCCUUCUGUAACUGA
Perognathus longimembris pacificus (Pacific pocket mouse) is the source of this 1703-nucleotide messenger RNA. It is a transcript of the gene Slbp, whose product is annotated as stem-loop binding protein. The record is from RefSeq and is a predicted model, not a curated record. Gene Ontology annotation, biological process: mRNA 3'-end processing by stem-loop binding and cleavage; mRNA transport. The transcript is spliced from 8 exons. NCBI's taxonomy places the organism in Eukaryota, Metazoa, Chordata, Mammalia, Rodentia, Heteromyidae. The coding region runs from base 75 to 884 and encodes 269 amino acids. Gene Ontology annotation, cellular component: cytoplasm; histone pre-mRNA 3'end processing complex. Gene Ontology annotation, molecular function: mRNA binding; histone pre-mRNA stem-loop binding.